AUUUUUGCCAAAUAACAAUAAAAAAUGAAAGACGGGAAAAGUAAGACAAGCAUGAAAGGGAGUUUCUAGCUAACCCUGAAAGUCAAUGGUUACUUGUUUUUCUUUAAUAGGUUGCGUCCUGCGGCCUCAAGCAGCAAUCCAUUGUCUAUGCUGUAUUUUAGUAUCUACCCACGGCCGCAGGCAGCUCGCAGGCUCGCUGUCAAAUUUCGCAACCUGCUUAUUUGCUUUCCCGGCACAACCAUCAACACAAGCCCAUUUUCUGAUUUCCGAUGAAGAACUCCGGCAACCACACCGUCGUCGCCGUCUCCAGGUCCCCUGCCAUGUCUUCUUCAAUGGAUCAGAAAAUCUGGAGCAGGUUGCCGCCCGAACUCCUCGAGCACAUCCUCUCUUUCCUCCCACUCAAAACCUUCUUGAAUCUGAGAUCCACUUGCAAGGCCUUCAGGUCUCUCAUUUAUUCUCCCUCCUUCAUCACCAAGCACUCUUCAUCUUCUUCUUCUUCUCAACCUUUCUCGUCGUUUUUCUUGUUGUCUCAUCCCCAAUUCCACUGUCAAUUCCCUCUCUACGACUCUGUGCUUGGCUCCUGGCGCGACGUCUUUCUCUCUUUCUCCGAUUUAUUUCACAUCUCUGCUCACUCUGUUCUGGUCUCUUCCUCCGGUGGCCUCUUUUGUUUGUCCGACUUCAAUUCAUCUUCCUUGCUUGUUUGCAACCUCUUGGCCAAAUCCUCCAGAAAGAUCGAUCUCCCAACCUACUCUUAUCGUUUGGAGCAUCUUACUCUCGUCUCUACUCCGAUCGGGUACAAGAUAUUCGUGCUCUCUUCUGAGUCAGCCUCAAACAGUGCCUUCGUUUACGACUCAGGUGCACUUUGUUGGGAACGGUUUGAUUGUUCUGAUUUGAUUCUGAGCGACAACUAUCACCAGCAAGGUGUUUUCUACAAUGGCGGCUUGUACUUCACGACUCCGGAACCAUUUUCAGUGGUUCGCUUUGAUUUUGGGAGCGGAAAAUGGCAGAGGCCCAACAGUUCACUGCCGAGCCGACUGUCAUUUGUUCGAAUGGUCAGUGACGGAGAGAAGAUGUUAUAUCUUGUUGGUGGCGUAGGAAGCAAUGGAAUCUCAAGGAGCAUAAAGAUAUGGGAAAUGAGUGAACUGGGGAAUUGGGUGGAAAUGGAGACGUUGCCGGAGUUGAUGUGCAGAAAAUUUGUGUCGAGAUCUUAUACUACAAAGUUUCAAGGAGGACUUGGCAUUGGCUUCCCAGGUGCCCCUCUUUGCCCGAUAAAUGGAGCUGUGGUUUUAAGUGGUUCUCUUUCGUUCCCAAGCUAUAUGCUCUUGUCUGACCCCGUUUCUCUUCAUCUUCCCUUGUACAUUCUUUCUUUAUACUUCGGAUGUGUGUGCGCGCGCUUUUCUGAAAUCUUCUUGAGUUUUGGAUCUAGUUUUGUUUGUGGACCUUGUGUAAAGAUUUAAGCGUGAUUCACUGUACAUUUUCAAGGGAUGUGACAACUUUUGUUUU
Molecule: messenger RNA, 1503 nt
Organism: Neltuma alba
Lineage: Eukaryota; Viridiplantae; Streptophyta; Magnoliopsida; Fabales; Fabaceae
Product: F-box/kelch-repeat protein At5g43190-like
Exons: 2
Coding region: 270-1457 (395 amino acids)
Molecular function (GO): protein binding
Source: RefSeq, a predicted model, not a curated record